Messenger RNA from Wyeomyia smithii (pitcher-plant mosquito), 1528 nucleotides. It is a transcript of the gene Cdc37, whose product is annotated as hsp90 co-chaperone Cdc37. The record is from RefSeq and is a predicted model, not a curated record. Gene Ontology annotation, biological process: protein folding; protein stabilization. Gene Ontology annotation, molecular function: protein kinase binding; protein-folding chaperone binding; heat shock protein binding. The transcript has 2 exons. Gene Ontology annotation, cellular component: cytoplasm. Bases 165 to 1295 code for a protein of 376 amino acids. NCBI's taxonomy places the organism in Eukaryota, Metazoa, Arthropoda, Insecta, Diptera, Culicidae.
CGAAUCUGUCAAAACCGUUCAAAACCUCAUAAACGCUCCGUGCCUGUGUGUAAAGUUCUAGAAAGAUUUUCUUCCAGCAGGAACGUAAUCACAAUAAACAGCUUAAGGCAACUAAAAACCGGUCGUGUUCAACCAUCGUGAAUCGUUGAAAACUUCUAAGCGAAAUGGUGGAUUACAGCAAGUGGAAAAAUAUUGAGAUUUCAGACGAUGAGGACGAGACCCAUCCGAACAUCGACACACCGUCACUGUUCCGCUGGCGGCAUCAGGCUCGUGUCGAACGGAUGGAGGAGCAGCAGCGAGAACAGCAGAAACUGCUCGCGAAGAAGCAGGAAGCGGAACAGAAAGCUAGAGAACUGAAGGGAAAGCUAGAAAAGAAAGAGGGCAAUUUGGAUGAGCUGAAGAAAAGCUUGGAGGAGUUGGAACGGGAGCAGAAUCGCGUUCGAAAGCAGGAGGAAGAAUUGCGGAAGAAGGAAAAAAUGCAACCUUGGAAUGUUGACACCAUUAGCAAAGACGGAUUCCAGAAGACGGUCAUAAAUAAAAGUGCGAUUAACAAGAAGGAAGAUCUGACCGAAGAUCAGAAGGAGCUCAAUCUAAAGGAGUUCAUCAAAAAGUACGAAAAGGUCAUGAAGGAGUACGGAAUGAUGCGAAAGUACGAGGACUCGAAAAAGUUCCUUCGGGACAAUCAUUACUUGGUAUGCGAGGACACGGCCAAUUAUCUUGUGAUUUGGUGCAUUGAGCUGGAGAUGCAGGAUAAGCACGAACUAAUGGCACACGUGGCCCAUCAGUGCAUUUGUAUGCAGUAUAUUCUGGACAUCGCUAAGCAGUUGGAUGUCGACCCGCGAGCUUGUCUCGAGUCAUUCUUCCAGCGAAUUCAAGUUGCUGAACCAGAGUACAAGAACCAAUUUUUGGCGGAGAUUGAAGCAUUUAAAGAGCGUAUCCGGAAGCGAGCGCAGGAGAAAAUUCAAAAGGCUAUCGAGGAACAGGAGGAGGAAGAACGGAAGGCCCGGCUUGGUCCCGGUGGGUUGGAUCCGGUUGAGGUGUUCGAGUCGCUACCGAAAGAACUGCAGACGUGCUUCGAGACGCGAGACAUUGCAAUGCUGCAGGAGGUGAUGUCCAAGUUGCCCGAAGAAGAAGCUCGGUAUCAUCUGAAGCGCUGCAUAGAUUCCGGCAUGUGGGUUCCGGAUGGCAAAAAGGGUGUACUGGAUAUGCCACCAGAGGAGAGCGCUGAUGGGGAGGGCGCAGAGCCGAUAUACGUGAGUGUGCCCGAAGGCGAACAGCAGCCGGAGAAAAAGUAAAUUAAAGUGCAUUAGUUUGCUGAUCCUACAGUAUCUGAAUUUGUAACCGUCUUAGGUCACGACUGCUGAACGUGCAAAAUCUUUCGUGGCUGAAAUGUAUCUUUUGUUUUUCCAAGUCUGUUGUAAUAAUUACAAAUGUAACUUGUAUUCUGCAUAGAUAGAUGUACAAUCAAACAUGAAUAAACCAUUUCUUACUGAGGUUUUCGAUUAUCUGAAAGCAAACAAUUUACUUA